This is a messenger RNA of Osmerus eperlanus (European smelt), 1532 nucleotides long. RefSeq names its product interleukin-13 receptor subunit alpha-2-like. The record is from RefSeq and is a predicted model, not a curated record. NCBI's taxonomy places the organism in Eukaryota, Metazoa, Chordata, Actinopteri, Osmeriformes, Osmeridae. Bases 213 to 1403 code for a protein of 396 amino acids. Gene Ontology annotation, molecular function: protein binding. The transcript is spliced from 8 exons.
CCCAGUUUAUUCACACAUAGCCUACUGGGUUUGUUCUGACACUGUCACUCGUCUGCCAGAGUUUGUCAUGGUUGGUUUUGUUUAGUUAUCGACAAAGAAGUAGGCUACCAGGUUUUUUGUGCCGGUACUUCAGUUGGCUAAAUCCUUGACUUGUGACUUUAUGAUAACCUGGAAUUCUGAAGGACAUACAAGCGUUUAGGGAACGCAGGGACAUGCUUUUCGAGUAUUUUGGAAUUGUUGGGAUUCUAUUAUGUUUCAUUUUAGUUUCCGAAUCCGGAACAGACAAAGUUCCGCUCCCUGCACCGCGCAACCUGUCAAUAAACUGGCGCGAUGAGUUCUGUCUGACGCUGUCAUGGCAGGCGCCUCAGGAAGACUUGGGCAAAUGCAAAGUGAAGUAUUAUGUACGAAUUGACGAGUUAGCAUACCGGUAUGACGACCUUGGUCCCUAUAAACGAAUCGAAACAAGUCCAAAGUGCCAUUUCACCGAGAAUACGGUGAAGUACACUGUGCAGACCGAGCCCAUAGAAUGUGGAGACAGAAACCGGAGUGAACCUGUGACCCAAAUUAUCCCUCAACGCACAGUUCUACAGCAUAUUAAGGACUUCAACUGUUACCUCUACUCGACAAAGGACAUGAACUGUUCCUGGCUGACAUCCAAUCAUGUUUCCGACCUCCAACUCUUAUAUAGGAGGGACGAAGAUACCCAUUUAGCGGCAUGUACAAAGUAUCUCUACAGAAAUGGUGUGAAAACAGGAUGUCACCUACAUGACAAUCAAGCUUUUGAGUGGCCUUCUGUAUAUUUCUUGCUCAAUGGUACAUUCGAUGGCUCACCUUUUCAGAAUACCUUCAAGAGGACUCCCAGGAAACUUGUCAAACCCCCACCCCCCACACUCAACAUAAAACAAGAGGGGAAAAAGCUUGUCCUUGAUUGGGCACCACCAGACAUAUUUCAGCCUGACUGCUGGGAGUACAAAUUGAAAUACAUCAAAUGUGGGGAGACUUCCUCUGUCACGAGUCAAACAAAUUCAGCCAGCAUACCAUAUGACUCAAUGUGCCAGUACGAGAUCCAGCUUGAGACUACAUUAAAAUCUUUGUGUAUUUUGGUGGGGGGAAGCAGCAUCAUCGUACGAAGCCCAUUCCAAGUUUAUGGUAUUUUCACUUGGAUUUUCAUUGUAAUCAAAUGUAUAAUGUAUUUAUUUGAAACACUUUUCAAGCCAGUAUUGAAGGUAAGUUUGCUUAGAUAUAGAAAAUGGUCCUACUUUGAUCACAAUGUUUUGACUUUUGAUAAAACUGCCACUAAUACAGUUAAUUGUCCGUUUCCACAAUUUGUGACAGACUUUUUUAUUAAGUCCCAGCUCAUGUUGUUCAUGUGUUCUCUUCAGGUCAGGAUAAUCAUAACAUGAUAGUGGUGGCCAUCAUUGUUCCAAUCAUCAUCUUCGUUUCUGUCAUCAUUGCGCUUGUGUGUUUAAGGAAGCAUAAAACCAUUAUUUUCCCUGACAUUCCCAAACCUCAACUAAUAUUCAAGGACAUAA